Molecule: messenger RNA, 2050 nt
Organism: Bolinopsis microptera
Lineage: Eukaryota; Metazoa; Ctenophora; Tentaculata; Lobata; Bolinopsidae
Product: glutaminyl-peptide cyclotransferase-like
Exons: 12
Coding region: 56-1255 (399 amino acids)
Molecular function (GO): glutaminyl-peptide cyclotransferase activity; zinc ion binding
Source: RefSeq, a predicted model, not a curated record
CAACACUACAAAUCUAUUACAUUUAUUGAGAAUUAUCGAAAUGGUGUGAUGGGUUAUGAGAAGUAGAGGAUUCAGUUCAUUCGAUUUUAUCAUGAUGAUCACUAUUUUUGGUAUCAUAACCACAGUUCUGUUUAUCACAACUAGUGGUUCGUCUGAAGUAGUGCAGAAAAAGAAAAGACUUACACCCCAACAGAAACGUGAUGUCCGCGGAGCAGAAAUAGCGGGACUAGCUUACAACAACCACCCUAGCAGUGAAGACACUUGUAAAUUAGAAGGUCUUGAUGAGAUUCUAGUUGUACGUGUUCCUGGAACUCCUGCUAAUAGGGCUGUCAGGGAUUACCUGGUGAAGAGAGUAAAACGUUUAGGUUGGACUGUGGAACUGGACACAUUCACCCAGAACACUAUUAUUGGUGAGACGGAGUUCAGUAAUGUUAUUGGUUACAGUAACCCCAGUGCAAAGAAACACGUGGUCAUCACAGCUCACUACGACUCUAAGAUAAUGGAGCCAGUAAAUGGCAAAUAUUUUCUAGGUGCUGUUGAUUCAGCGGUUCCCUGCGCUAUGAUACUAAGCAUGAUGGAUAACCUUAACAAGCUGUUAAUGAAGAGACAACAAACGGAUCCGGACAGAGGAAUUAUUGUAGUUUUCUUUGAUGGUGAGGAGGCAUUUAAAGACUGGACCAAGACGGACAGUAUUUAUGGUUCUACUCAUUUGGCCGAGAAAUGGAAAAACGAGGGAUUUUUUGAGAAAAUGGAGUUGUUCGUGUUGUUGGAUCUAAUUGGAGCUAAAAACCCCUCGUUUCUAAGCUCUUUCACUUCCACACAACACCACUUCCAACGGAUGUUCCAACUUGAAAAGGAAUUGCAAGGUUUGGGCUUGUUUGCUGACAAAGUCGAAGGUAAAAUGUACUUCAAGGAGAAAGGCAAUAGUUGGGGGAUAGAAGAUGACCAUAAACCCUUUCAAAAUAGAGGUUUUGUAGACAUAGUGCACCUGAUCUCAACUCCUUUUCCUCCUCAAUGGCACAAGUUAACGGACGAUGGUGAACACCUUGACUGCCCUACCAUACACAAUCUGAUGAAUAUUUUCCAGCUGUGGAUCGCAGAGCUAUUUAACUUGCACAAACUCAUUAACAUUGUCGAGAACAACGGGAAUGUGAGCAAUGCUUCGUAUUCGUCACGUGACCGGAGACACUGUUUUACUUAUUCCUUGACUCACUUGUUGCCCUUUGGGUUUACAUGGCAACGUGAGGUAAAAUAAAUUUAAAUAAAGAAGAAACAAACCCACUUAAUGGAUGCCAUGUACAGAGGAGCAUGCACUAAAGUUGGAAGUUAGCGAGUAUUAAUCGUCUAUAAGUUCAUUAAGUAAAGUUUAAACCGUGAUUACUAUUUGCCAUUCCUCGCAUGUUUCACAUUCCUCACGUGUUUUCUGAUGAGUUUAAUGUUUUCGAAAUAUUUUACCCUUCUUGGGAUCAAUGAUAGUCAUAACAUGCUAUUAUGAUCAAAUAAUGAAAGUAUUUACAAUAAACUUAUGUUAUUUUACUUGAUGUUUAUCUUGGUAAUACCCCCCCCCCCUCCUCACCAUGUGACACUUUUGGUAUUUUGUGUUGUGUUUGUGCAAGACUACCUACUUUUAGUACGUCGUAAAUUUCAGAUGUAAAUUUGGUAAAUUAUUUCAGACUUUUGAGUGUAUAAGAUUGAACAGGUUGUGUGUGAUAAUUAAUCAGUACAGGUUUAAUGAUGUAAUUAGCAAAUUAUUUAGAUAAAUAACCCCAAUUUUCACAGACAAUGAAAUGACACUCACCCAAUCCCUCUACUGUAACUAUAUAAUACUAUGACAUUUUAAAACACUGUGAAAUACGAGGCUGUUUAUUUUGAAGUUUUAAAAGUUUUAAUAUGCAAUAUUCUAACUCAUCAUAGCUUCAUAGUAUAUUAUACUCGUAAUAUCCAUUCUGUAAAUUCUGUAGAUUCUGUUCAUGCCAUUUCAUUCUUCAAAGCCUAUUAGCAUUGAGUGUGCUGAUUAUAAAAAUGUAAACUUUAAUUUUGAUCUUUUAAG